Messenger RNA from Theobroma cacao (cacao), 504 nucleotides. RefSeq lists its product as uncharacterized. The record is from RefSeq and is a predicted model, not a curated record. NCBI's taxonomy places the organism in Eukaryota, Viridiplantae, Streptophyta, Magnoliopsida, Malvales, Malvaceae.
AUGGUGCCUUAUGAGACAUUAUACGAGUGUAAGUGUAGAUCACCUAUCGCUUACUUUGAGGUUGAUGAAAGAAAGCUACUUGGACUGGAGAUUGUUCAAGAAGCCACCGACAAGAUUCAACUGAUUCAAGAUAGGUUGUUGACCUCUCAAAGUCAACAUAAAUCAUACGCUGACCAUAGACGUCGAGACUUAGGGAUUGAGGUGGGUGACCAUGUAUUCUUGAAGGUUUCACCUAUUAAGGGAAUCAUGAGAUUAGGCAAAAAGGGCAAGUUAAGCUCGAGAUAUAUUGGAACCUUUGAGAUCUUAGAGAAACUUGGUGUAGUAGCUUAUAGAUUGACACUACCCGCGGAUGUUUCCAAUAUUCAUCUAGUGUUUCAUGUGUCUGUUCUUCGUAAUUACAAUCUUAACCCAUCUCAUGUGAUUUGUUAUGAAGAAACUCACUUGGACAAUGAUCCGUCUUAUGAGGAAGUACUAGUACAGAUCUUGGAUAGCCAAGUAAAUUGA